Messenger RNA from Iphiclides podalirius (scarce swallowtail), 1455 nucleotides. The record is from the annotation of a GenBank genome assembly. NCBI's taxonomy places the organism in Eukaryota, Metazoa, Arthropoda, Insecta, Lepidoptera, Papilionidae.
AUGAUAACACUACACCAUUAUCUUGGCCAAUGGCAAGAAUUGUUAAGACUGUUCCUGCACCAGAUGGAAAAAGGGGCGAGUAGAUUUGGCGCGCUCGGCCGUCAACUGCACCAGUACAGAUCGCGUGCCCUAGCGAACGCCUGCAUUUCGCCUCCGCGAUUCAAACGGGGGCCAGCACGUGUUUCGGAGACGCCGGCUCGCGGACAACAAAAAUCACAGAUUAUUAGAAUGGCGUCGACAACGAUAUUGCUGUGCGCGUGCGUGGCGGCGGCGGGUGCGUCGCUGGAAGUCGUGAACCAGUGGAACUACCUGCAGUUCGACUUCCCCCCGGACCCCGUGCUGCUGGAGAAGUUCCAGCCGGAGAACACGGUGCCCACGGGGCUGGAGAUCGGCUGGGACCGCCUGUACAUCGGGAUACCGCGGCUGCGGGCUGGCGUGCCAGCUACCUUGGCUUGGGUCCCACGCAGCUUGCCCCCCGGCGUCAGCCCCGUUUUGCAGGCGUAUCCCGAUUGGUCGUGGCACACCGCUGGCCGCGGUGACAUCAACUGCACAGGCUUGAUCUCCGUCUACCGCACGCGGGCUGAUCGCUGCAACAGGCUCUGGGUGCUGGACUCCGGCAUAUUCACGAGCAUUGACGACUUCCGACGCGUGUGCCCACCCAAGAUCCUCAUAUUCGAUAUGGCCACCGAUCGCUUGGUAAGAAGCGUGUACUUCCCCCGUGAACUGCUCCGACCCAGCUCCCUGCUCACCAAUUUGAUACUGGACGAUACGAGGUCACCGAACCCUCAUCUGUCAGCUACGUGUGACAACAUCUUCGCCUACAUCAGCGACACCGUCACUCCAGGCAUCAUCGUAUACGACAGCCGUCGCGACAACGCGUGGCGAGUUACCCACGCGUCCAUGUACCCCGACCCAAACCUUGGCGAAAUCGACAUCUCCGGCGAGAAGUUCACGCUGAUGGACGGAGUCGUUGGUCUUGCGCACUCACCAGCGCAAGGGCUCCUGUACUACCAGCCCCUUGCCACUGACAGAUUGUUCAGCGUGUCAACGGCCGUGCUCGCUUCCGGCCCCCCCGCAGAGGGGGCCGACUUACCCGUGAACCUAGUUGGCCGGAAGUCAUCCCAGGGCCUGGGCGUUGCGGUGGACCCCCGCGAUGACACCAUCAUAUUCAGCCCAAUGACGGAGACCGCAAUUGUCGCGUGGAACCCCAUCACCAAUAAUCAUAGACUGCUGGCACAGGACGCCGAGAAGCUGCAGUUUUGCGCAGAGGUUCGGUGGGCAGAGCGUGACAACGGCGCCGUGUGGGCUCUCUCUACUCGCUUCCAGAAAUACUUCCUUCGCACUAUUUCCAAGCACGAGAUUAACAUCAGAAUUGUGCGUGUGGUUGAUGGAGCCUACAUCAAUUUGCAACCACACGUUUUACGUCGUGCCGCUCAUUUUAACUCUACUGUUUAU